AUGGUACCGUUGUUUGGGUUGCAAAAUAGACAAACCCCAACUCACGCGAUUCAUCUGGCCCUUUUUAAGUUAAACGGACCAAAUUUGGCUUCUCGUUCUGCUCAAAUCAGAAUAAUAGAUUCAUCUGGCCUUUUAAAGUUAAACGACAAUGGGCUUCUCGUUCUGCUCAAUCAGAAUAAUACAAUAAUUUGGUCUUCCAAUUCAUCGAGGGUGAUAACUAACUCAGUUGUGCAGCUUUUAGAUUCAGGAAAUCUUGUUAUCAGAGCCGAAAAUGAUCUAAACCCAGAAAAUUUCUUGUGGCAAAGUUUCGAUUAUCCUGACAGAACAUUUCUACCAGGAAUGAAGAUCGGAACUAUAGCAAAAGGCUUGGAUAUACGUCUAUCAUCAUGGAAGAGCGAAGAUGAUCCUUCUCCAGGUAAGUUUACAUAUCAGAUUGAUCCCAGAGUCUUAGAGUUAGUUAUCAAAGAAAAUUCAGCUGUCAAGAAUCGAUAUGGGCCUUGGAAUGGUGUUCAAUUUAGUGGGCUAAAUUAUUUGGAACCAGGCACGCUUUUUAAAUAUACUUUAGUUUUAAACCAGAACGAGGGAGAAUACUAUGUUAUUGAUGACCCUGUUAACAGAUCAGAUUUUACAAGGCUGGUUCUGAAUGUUGAUGGUAAGACAAGCCGGUUCAUAUGGAUUGAUCGAACUGGCGAUUGGAGUGUGUACGGAUCUACACCAAUAGACGACUGUGAUGCUUAUGCAUUUUGUGGUGUUUAUGGCAGUUGUGACAGUAGAAAAACACCUAUUUGUAGUUGUCUGGAUAGAUUUGUGCCCAAAUAUGAAAAAGAUUGGGAUGGAGGUGACUGGAUAGGUGGAUGUGUUCGAAGAAUACCGUUGGAUUGCAAGAAAGGAGACAAGUUUAUAACGUACUCCAAUGUUAAACUGCCUGACACGAAAAAUUGGUCAACCAAUGCAAGCUUGACGCUAGAAGAAUGUAAGACGUUAUGCUUGAAAGAUUGUUCUUGCAUGGCCUAUGCAGUUUCAGAUAUAAAAAGAGGGAGUGGAUGCUUCUUUUGGUAUGGUGACCUUCUUGACAUUAAACAAUUAACUAAGGAUGGGCAAGAUCUUUACAUUAGGAUGGCUUCUUCUGAAACAGAUGAUAAGGAUCCAAACGCUAAUGGGAAGUCAAAAACGAAGGUCAUAGCGGCCAUUUUUUCAGUUGCUGGAGUGAUCUUCCUAGGCCUGGCGUUCGCAAUAUUUGUUAGGAAAAGGAAGCAGCGGAAAUACAGGACAAUGAUAGCCAAUCUGGAAAGAAGUGCAAAUAACAAUAAUAAAAGGGAAGACCUAGAAUUACCACUCUUUGAUCUGGGCACUAUUGCUUCUGCCACCAAUAAUUUCUCCUUCUCCAGUAAACUCGGGGAAGGAGGGUUUGGACCAGUUUAUAAGGGAGUGCUGAAAAACGGGCAAGAAGUGGCUGUGAAGAGGCUAUCAACAAAUUCAAAACAAGGAGUUGAUGAAUUCAAGAAUGAAGUUGUGUAUAUUGCUAAACUUCAACACCGAAAUCUGGUGAAACUACUUGGAUGUUGCAUACAAAAAGAUGAAAUGAUGUUGAUCUAUGAGUUCAUGCCUAACAAAAGCUUGAUGAAAUGA
Jatropha curcas is the source of this 1629-nucleotide messenger RNA. The record is from RefSeq and is a predicted model, not a curated record. NCBI's taxonomy places the organism in Eukaryota, Viridiplantae, Streptophyta, Magnoliopsida, Malpighiales, Euphorbiaceae.